CGCAAGGAAUCUGUUUGGGAGUGGGAAUAUAUGACCCCUUAUGUUCUAAAAAUAGAUCCAAACUUGUGGCAAGGAAAUGUUUUUUCACAAGCGAGCGCAUUCUUAUAUUUUUAUUUAGUGGGGUGAAGUGAUCUCUAUGUUGGCAAAACUGGAGGUUGUGGUCUGUCCAAAACAAGUAACAUUGCACUAGCAGAAAACAACAAAUCAAGCUGAAAUGGAAUAAUUUGUGUGUUUCUGCCGUCAAAUUCCAACGAGAGUUAAUUUUGCAUUCCCUGUUUUGUAUCAAAUCCUCGCAUUUUUAAUAAAUAAAUUAUAUAUUUUACUCUUUAAAAGUGGGUUUCAGGUAAGAUGGAGGAGCUAUUCUCAAUUCACUUGACUGAAUCUUCAGCAUUUAGUUCUGAAGAGGAAGCAGUCGCUGAAAGUGAAUCUGAUCCCCUUGAAGAAAAAGGUGAAGGAGCAGUUGUCGAGGAGUCAGAGAGAUCAGUGUCCGAAACCCAAUCUAGUGUGAAAGAUCCUGUUCAAGACCCUAGUGAUUCAGAAAAAAAGAAAUUUGAAUGCAAGUAUUGUGGGAAGAAGUUUACCAAGAGUGGUCAUAUGACAGCACAUAUUCGGAGCCAUACUUCUGAAAAGCCAUACACAUGUGCUGUUUGCCUCAAAGCUUUUUCAUUAAAGAGCACUUUGAUAGCGCAUGUUCGAAUUCACACUGGAGUGAGGCCGUAUGAAUGUUCAGAAUGCAAUCAAAGGUUUACCCAGAGUGCUACUCUGAAACAUCACUUUGAGAGACAUCACGUGUAUAAAGAACCAAAGCCUAAGGCACCCAGAAAGAAAAGAAGUGAUGCUUUUGUUGAUGAUGUUGGACCUCAUCCAUGUGACCAAUGUGAAAAGGUUUAUGAAACAAGACAAAAACUAAGGGUACACCGAUACUCUCACAGUACAGAAAAAUGGGUAUGCCCCAUAUGUCAAAAGAGAUUUACAGCUGGUGGUACCCUCAAAAGUCACUUAAGGAUUCAUAAUGGUGAGAAACCAUUCGAAUGUGAUGUUUGUGAAAAGUCAUUCACAAGCAGCAGCAACCUUCGAGCCCACUACCGUAUUCAUACUGGAGAAAAACCCUUUGAGUGCAUCACAUGUAAUAAGAAAUGGGCUAAAAAGAUAUCAUUAAGAACUCAUGUGUGUUCAUUGGAAGAUGAUGGAACAAGUAAUAGCAAUGCUUAGACAUUUGCUCAGUGUGAUGUGUGAAAAAUUGUAUUAUUAUAUUGAUGGGAGCAGAAGAUGAAAUAAUCCCAAUAAAAGUGUUCUCUUAAGCGUGUAUUUUGUCAAAGUAAUCUGUUGAACUGUUUGCAAAAAGAAUAUGAAAAUAAAACAAUCAAAUGUA
Frankliniella occidentalis (western flower thrips) is the source of this 1372-nucleotide messenger RNA. Its product is annotated as zinc finger protein 1 homolog. Bases 349 to 1212 code for a protein of 287 amino acids. NCBI's taxonomy places the organism in Eukaryota, Metazoa, Arthropoda, Insecta, Thysanoptera, Thripidae. The record is from RefSeq and is a predicted model, not a curated record. The transcript has 2 exons.